CAGCAGCAGCAGCAGCAGGAGGAUCGGAGGCUGCAGCCUGAGACUGCCCAUCUGAUUCAAUGAAAAUGGGGAAAUUGAUGGUGGGCUGCUUUCUUCUAUUCUUUGGACAUCUUCUCCAGUCCACUGCUGAUGGCAGAGAAAACCAUUUCCAAUGGCCAUUUUCAAGAAGAAGAAGCCUGGCGAUCCACCCACAGAUGGCUUUACUGGAGAGCUCUUGCGACAACAAGCGCGUGGACCUGAUCUUCCUCAUCGACAGCUCCCGCAGCGUGCGCCCACACGACUUCGAGAAGGUGAAGGAGUUCAUCGUCACCAUCCUGCAGUUCCUGGACGUCGCCCCCGACUUCACGCGCGUGGGCCUCGUCCAGUACGGCAGCACGGUCAAAAACGAGUUCUCCCUCAAGACCUACGGGCGCAAGUCGGAGGUGGAGCGGGCGGUCAAGGCCAUGAAGCGCCUGGGGACCGGCACUAUGACCGGGCUGGCCAUCCAGUACGUGGUGAACAUCGCCUUCUCGGAGGGCGAGGGGGCCCGGCCCCCGAGGGACAACGUGCCCCGGAUCAUCAUGAUCGUGACGGACGGGAGGCCCCAGGAUCCCGUGGCAGAGGUGGCCGCCAAGGCGCGCAACUCGGGCAUUCUCAUCUUCGCCAUAGGAGUCGGGCAGGUGGACUACAGCACCCUGAAAUCCAUCGGGAGCAAACCCCACCAAGACCACGUCUUUCUGGUGGCCAACUUCAGCCAGAUCGAGUCGCUGACCUCCGUGUUCCAGAACAAGUUGUGUGUGCCCCAUAUGUGCAGCAUUUUGGAGCAUAGAUGCGCUCACUUCUGCGUCAACACUCCCGGCUCCUAUCUUUGCAAGUGCAAACAAGGAUACAUCCUGAACUCAGACCAGAUGACUUGCAGAACUCAGGACCUGUGUGAAGAGCAGAGGCACGCCUGCGAGCAGAUCUGUGUGAACGUGCCUGGUUCCUACGUCUGCCAGUGUUUUGAUGGUUACAAGCUCGGCGAAGAUGGAAAGAAAUGUGUUAUUGUAGAUUACUGCUCUUCGGAGAGCCACGGCUGUCAACACGAGUGUGUAAACGCGGAUAAUUCCUACAAAUGUAAAUGCCAUCAAGGGUUCGUCUUGAACCCCGACCGAAGAACAUGCAGCAAAUUAGAUUACUGUGCCACCCAGGAUCAUGGCUGUCAGCAAGAGUGUGUUAAUACGGAUGCCUCUUAUUCCUGUCGCUGCCUGAAAGGGUUCACCCUGAACCCCGAUAAGAAAACCUGCAGAAGAAUCAACUACUGCGCUCGGGGGAGACACGGUUGUGAGCACGAAUGCGUCAACACCGAGGAGUCCUUCUACUGCCGAUGCCGCCCUGGCUACGUCCUGAACCCCAACGGCAAGACGUGCCGAAGGGUGAAUCACUGUGCAGAGAACAACCACGGCUGUGAGCAACUGUGCCUGAACACCGACCACUCGUACCUCUGCCAGUGCUCCGAAGGAUUUGUCAUUAAUGACGACCUCAAAACCUGUUCACGAGUGGACUACUGCCUCUUGAACAAUCACGAUUGUGAACAUUUCUGUAUAAACACUGAUAAAUCUUUUGUUUGCCAGUGCUCUGAGGGCUAUGUGCUUCACAGUGAUGGAAAAACCUGCAAGAAGUUGGAUCCUUGUGCCCUGAGCCACCAUGGUUGUGAACAUUCGUGUGUGAGCCGUGAAGAUUCCUAUGAAUGUAGUUGUUUCGAAGGUUACGUGCUCCGGGAUGAUGGGAAGACUUGCAGAAGGAAAGAUGUCUGCAAAUCGGUCAACCACGGCUGCGAACAUAUUUGCGUUAAUAACGCCGAUUCCUACAUCUGCAAAUGCCCGGAGGAAUUCGUCUUAGCCGAGGACGGGAAGCGGUGCAGAAAAUGCACCGAGGGCCCCGUCGACUUGGUGUUCGUGAUCGACGGAUCCAAGAGCCUCGGAGAAGAGAACUUCGAAGCGGUGAAACGGUUUGUCACCGGGAUCCUGGAUUCCCUAGAGAUUUCCCCCGAGGCGGCCCGCGUGGGCCUGCUCCAGUACUCGACUCACGUCCGGACCGAGUUCACCCUCGGAGAUUUCGGCUCGGCCCGGGAGGUGAAGAAAGCCGUGGCUCACCUGAGGUACAUGGGGAAGGGCUCCAUGACGGGUUUGGCCCUGAAGCAGAUGCUCGAGAGGAGUUUCACCGAAUCGGAAGGGGCCCGACCGCCUUCGGCAGGAGUGCCCAGGGUGGCCAUCGCUUUCACAGACGGACGAGCCCAAGACGACGUCGCGGAGUGGGCCAACAAAGCCAAGCAGAAUGGAAUCACCAUCUAUGCCGUUGGGGUCGGAAAAGCCAUUGAAGAAGAACUGCUGGAGAUAGCGUCCGAGCCUCCGGACAGACACCUCUUCUAUGCCGAGGACUUCAGCACGAUGGGAGAGAUAAGUGAAAAACUCAAGAGAGGAAUCUGCGAAGCUCUGGAAUAUUCACGUCAACACCGAGACUCGUCCGCAGGAACUCUUUACAAGAUGGCUCGACAGUCUUCAGAAUCCGAGCCAGUCACCGUGUCGAUCCGAGAUCUGCUUUCCUGUUCUAAUUUUGCCAUGCAGCACAGGUACCUGUUUGAGGACGACAGCCUUUCGCAGUCGGCGGGGAGGUUGGCCCACGCAAAAUCCGCAGGAAGCCGUUCGGAAGAGAAGCAAGACCAAUGCAAAUGUGAAAACCUCCUGACAUUCCAGAACUACGCGAAUGAAGAAGUAAGAAGAUUAACGCGGCAGCUGGAAGAAAUGACCAAGAGAAUGGAAGUUUUGGAAAAUCGCUUGAGAUACAGAUGAAGAAGUGAAGACUCCAUAUUUAUAUAUAAAAGCUUAAGGAUAUGGGUGAGGAAUUCAGAAUUUUUGCAUCUAACAAGUGGGUUCAACAACACAUGCAGUACUUAAGACGGGAAAGUGAAUUCAGUUUUACGUUCAGUGAUGAAGAGGCACAGUAAGAGACCAACUUGUACAAAGAUAUGCAACAUUGUACCUUCCAGGCACUUAGUACAGUGUUCUGCACACAUUAAGCGCUCAGUAAGAUUGAAUAUGUAUCAACUGCACACAGUUCCACAUAGGAUUCAACAAAAGUGAGAAUAAGCUAGGCAGCAAAAUGCUAUUCUUUUGUAAAAUGUGUUGAUGGACAUUUUAAAAGAUAUUUUGUAUUAUACUGGACAUUUUUUUGUGUAACUAUCGAUGCCUUAAAACGAGUGGUACAGCCUUCUUCUGACUAGAAAAUAAACCACGUUAGUCUUGGUGAUACCGUAGAGCAUUGCCUGUAGGUAGAAAUAGCGUGGUAUUUUGUACUGGACUCUAACUUGAUAAAUAUAUAUGCAUAAACUCACUUUCAAAACUGGUCCUGUAUACUUGUAUAACAGAGUUGGGAAUUUUAUAUUCAAUUAAACUGGGGGGAGAGUCUAUUACUUU
Molecule: messenger RNA, 3434 nt
Organism: Tachyglossus aculeatus (Australian echidna)
Lineage: Eukaryota; Metazoa; Chordata; Mammalia; Monotremata; Tachyglossidae
Gene: MATN2
Product: matrilin 2
Exons: 18
Coding region: 60-2810 (916 amino acids)
Molecular function (GO): calcium ion binding
Source: RefSeq, a predicted model, not a curated record